CUCCAAUUCCAGACGUAACCUUUUUAACUACAUUUUCAAUGGGUUCGUUCCAAAAUUUCAUGAUACUAUGUCGGACUUGUUUAAUACUGUCAUUACCGAUGUUAAUGGUGGUUGAGAAUCAAGGUUGUGUUUAUGAUGUGAGCCAAUUAAAAGAAAUUCCGUUUUUGCAACAUCAAGACUUAGUUCGUUGGCCAAUAGGCAUUCUUUUAUUCGUAAAAGAUCAUUAUUCAUGGCCAACUCAACCUCUUCUAUAGUUUCUCUAGCUGCUGUAAGAUUCGUAUCAUCGGCAAACAGUUGAGGACUCACUUGUCUAAGGCAGUUUGGUAGGUCAUUUAUAUAUAAGAGAAAUACGAGUGAGCCAAGAAUGGAGCCUUGUGGGAUACUCCAUGUAACACGACUCUCAGAAUUUAUUACGUCACCAAGUUGACAUUUCUGUUUAUGGUCGGUUAAAUCACGGUUAAUAAACUAAGAUGGUUGGGCUAGCCGGCCAACUUCAAUGGCGGCGUCAAAUUAUGUUGGGGAUCAAACGAUAAAAAAGUCACGUGUCCAUGAAGCGGUACGCUGUGUGUGUUUUUAUAUAGUUUUCUAUUAGGAAGAAUCAAAUAUCUGGAUAAAAUAUCAUAUUUCGCUUUGUUUGGGGAGGGUCAUUUAAUAGGUUUGUUAUCAUUAUUGUCUGGCAAGUUCGUCGAGAAGGAAACAGUCUUUUACAAAGCAAAAUGAGCGAAUACGACUGCGAAAAUGAAGCAAGCAUUGGAAGGCUCGAAGAGGUCGAUUUAUCUGAUGACAAUUCAGACGACAGUUUCAACCUUUUGUUUGAUGUUUUGGUGGCUCAAACGGAGACAAAUGAAAUUGAAAAUGAGUUCAAUUAUUAAGCUGUAAACGAAAUAAAAGGCUAGAAGGCAUUUGAGUGCGAGAAAUGCGGUAACAUAUGCAAAUCGAAAGUGCUCUUUUAAAUUGCCCCAUGCAGUGUAAGCUCAGGAAUGGAUUUACUGCGGGGGUGUGGGCAACACACUCUGGAUCUGGCUGGAUCAAUCCAUGUGUUAGCUACUAGACGAGCUACCUAAUUAAUCAUAGACAUAGUUAAUAUGUUUUAAUAUACAAGGUGUACAAAUUCUAAACAUGCCAAAGAUACAGUUGAUGGCUUUGUUGAAGCAAUCAAACCUAGAAUUAUACUGAAACGAAGGUCUAUAUGGCAACGAGAGUUCCACUGAAGCACUGUUUACUGCUCUGCUUCCUAUGUAUGAGAUAAUUUGGAAGGAAAAGAAUCAGGACAAGUUGCUCGAAACCUUUUAUGGCAUAAUUCCUCGAUUGGAAAAGUGUUGUUGAAGUGUGAUCUAGUGAUUAUAGAAUAGCAAACUUAGUACUGAUUCAACUGCUUGUUUUUUUAUUGGCAUCUAUAAGUCCUAUAAGAAUUCCACAAUGAACAAAACGCAAGACAACACGCCAGCCACACUUGAACCCAGCUGAAUGCUGACCAUUGUCCUACAUUGCUUUGCACAAGCCCACUUCUGUACCCUGGAACCAGAGGGUAUCAUGUUCACAUCCCGUAAAAACACUCGCUUUCAAGAGAAAUCCAUCUGGCAGAACACGAAUAUAUGAAUAUAUGAAUAUACACCCCCCCCCCCACCCAAUUAUCGUGCUAGAAACGGCUCUGUGCAGACUGACACGAAUCUUCUAUAUCAGAACUUGUUAACAAGUCCCAGUUAUUCUGGUUGCAUAAAGAUUUAAUUAAUCUAUUUGUUUCGCUUACCCUAUCUGCUAAAGCUUUAACAUCUGUUCUUGUUAAAAUCCCAGAAUGAUAUCAAUACCAGGACACUGUUCUUCAAUCUUGUGCGCCAAAUUAAUUACACCAUGAGCUCGUUAGUUCCUAUAUGCAGCACGAGUUGAUCUGGUUUCUUACGCAGAAUUGGAUUAACAAAAUCAUCCCUAUCUUCUAGGGAGAUCCUCAUAUUUGUACUUGCAGCUGACUUUCGAAUCACGCUCUUGUGAGGAAUGUAAAACUCUUUCACUUGGGCAACGGAUGGUGCUUUCUCGAUUAUUCCGGUUGCAAGUUGAUCUUGUAUGAUUGCAUCGUACUGAUCAGUUAAUUCUUCCCGUUGUAGCGUCCGAUUCAGACUCAUCAACGGCUUAAGACUCCCGCAUCCGUUGUUGGGCAGAUGGGGGUGAUUGGGUUUCCAAGGAAGGUUGGUUUCGUACCAACCCUCAUGAGAACGCGUAAUUGUUCCUUAAACUCGUCAAACACGAAAUACUGAUCAUGAUCUGAUACAUCUCUUAUACCCAGGAGAUCGAGUCGACAUAGCUCACAUUCUUGUCAAACUCGUUUCCGGGUGACAUUAUAAACCAGCCGAAUUUGACAGUUUGGCGAUGGGCUCACUCUGUUUACGGAUUCGUGACUUCGUUUCCGUCUCGCAUAUUCCCCGCUCCCGAGGACAACAUGAACCGGAAGUGAUGGUUUGAUAUCAUCAUCGUUCAUCGACACUCCCUUCAGAUGGGGGUAAUUUCGAAGGAGUUGGGUAUAGUUGGGGUUAGGGAUCGUCAAAAGUUCCGUCCGUUAACUUUGGUAACUUUUGUGGCUAAGCUAAAUGGGUUGUCGAGUGAUUGAAAUUCUAAGUCGUAAACCUCGAGUCUCGCAACUUAAUUUGGACGCGUACGCCAUCAACAUGUCAAUAUUCUUAGUUUGUGUCUUCUGUGGUUUAACUCGGGGUAUUUCAACUAAUCUCGCCGAUACGUAGGAAUUAUUACUCGCACCCGAAUCGAUAAAUGCUCUACAACGUAUACCGUUAAUUUCAACUUCUACGACUUCUCCGCCUGUCAUAACGACGUCUCGAUUGAGGGUUGUUUCUGCAUGGUGUUUUGAUUUCCUUUAGAUCCCAAAUCGAGGUGUGAUGCCGUUUACCAUACUUUUGGCAUGUGGUUUUACUGGCGCACGCCUUGUGAUUUGCCGACUGGCAAUUGAAGCAUAAUCUACGCUUUGCCAAUAUCUGUUUGCGCACUGACGUCGGAAAAUUUUAAAAGCUCUGUCGGCAAAGGUUUUGUCGCUCUGACGUCGACAAAGGCUCUGUCGGCUUUGUGAUCACUUCCGUCGCAAUAAACGCAGGCCCGGAGUUCUGAUCGUCGCGAGGCAUAAAAUAGGGGGUUUCUUUUCCGGUUCGUUUAGUCCAUUGUUUAAGGGCCUCAACUAACUUGUAGAAAUCCCAAUCUUCCCACUGAGGGUCUUUAUGCACUAAAUCCUCUCGAAUAGCGUCGAAACGUUGCCCUUUACAGCAGAAGGAUAGAAUCGAGCCGGGAGCAUUUUACUUGACAGGUUUGGCAAAGACUCAGAAAUAGCGAAGGUCCUUAUGCGUGAAAUCCUUGAUCCACCUGUCAUUCAAGGCACAAAUCCUAAGAAAAAACAAAACUUUAGUGACAAGUUGAUGUACAGUGUGCAAGCCCAAGAAACGAUGAAAAAUCUCGAUCAAGUAAACGGAGCCGUAGCGAUGACCCUCGACAAAUUACCCUGUAUUUUCACUUUCUCGCCGAGUAAUUCACGAAGAUAA
Messenger RNA from Paramuricea clavata, 3536 nucleotides. Lineage: Eukaryota; Metazoa; Cnidaria; Anthozoa; Malacalcyonacea; Plexauridae. The record is from the annotation of a GenBank genome assembly.